Molecule: messenger RNA, 1551 nt
Organism: Ogataea angusta
Lineage: Eukaryota; Fungi; Ascomycota; Pichiomycetes; Pichiales; Pichiaceae
Exons: 1
Coding region: 1-1551 (516 amino acids)
Biological process (GO): positive regulation of transcription by RNA polymerase II
Cellular component (GO): nucleus
Molecular function (GO): transcription cis-regulatory region binding; DNA-binding transcription factor activity
Source: RefSeq, a predicted model, not a curated record
AUGGUCCCUGGCGACGAGCGGCCCACAAAAGUGCCCGCCACGCCGGACCUGCAGCCGAUCGAGACCAAGCCGGUCGCAAAGCCGGCCGCCAGCAGCAGCUUCUGCGACCUCAAGUCGCUGCUGAACGAGGUCAAGCCGGUUGCGGUGCCCAUCACGCCGUCAUCGGACGAGAGCGUGCGGGACAGACCUUGGGCGUUUGAGCGCAACGAGGUGGCGAGCGUGAGCCCCGACUACGCCAACCUGCGCGAGACGUUGCGCGACUACAUGUUUCUCAACGCCAUGACCACCAGCCCGUCCACGCCGGCGAAUUUGUCGGGCAACAUCUUCGAAAACGACCUGUCUCUCGACGACCAGCUGCUCAACCUCACAAAGGGAAUCAACGCGUUCCACGACGGACUGGAGUUCGGCCACGGCACAGGCGACCACGAUAUCCUGUCGCCCGAAGAAAACCUGCUGCUGCUGACGCGCUACGUCAACGAUAUCGGCCCCUGGCUCGACAUGUUCGACCACAGGAGCUGUUUCACCGCGCUGCUGUCGAAAACGGCCAAGGAGGACCCGCUCAUGUGCGCGAUCUUGACGAUCUCCAGCCGCCAGCGCGACAAGCUCCAGCACGACAGGCCCGUCUCGGAGACCACGUACCGGCUGUACGAGCGGUCGCUCACGUACUUGAUUCCCAAGGUGAAAAAAGUGCCCGACACCAGCGUGAUGGCGUCGUGCGUGAUCCUGUGCUGUUUCGAGAUGAUGUCGUCGGACCCGAGCGAGACGUGGACCAAGCACCUGAAGGGCUGCGCGGCGCUGUUCAGAGUGGCCGAUUUGCACGGGUUUUCGGGCGGCUUGCGGCAGGCGGUGUUCUGGUGCUUUAUCCGCAUGGACGUGAUGCACGCGAUCUCGCACAAGACGGCGACGCUGAUCCCGUGCGAGAACUGGCUGCCGCGCAACUGCACGGUGCAGCACGCGCGCGCGCUGUUUAUGGACGCCAAGUUCGACGUCAACGAGUCGCGCGACAUGUACGCCAACUACAUGGUUUUCCUGCUUGCCCGCGUUUGUCGGCUCGUUUAUUCGGGCAACCUCAAGCAGGACGAGUUCGAGUCCGAGUGGGUCGAGCUGUACACGGAGCUUGACCGCUGGUGGCAGGACCGCCCCGCCGAGAUGCACCCUGUCGUGAGCGUGUUCAAAGACGGCACGCCGUUCCCGAGCAUCCUGUUCUGCGUGGCCCCGGCCAUCUCGGGCACGCAGAUGUUCCACACAGCCAUGAUCCUGCUCAUGAAGUACAAGACGCGCGUCGUGCGCCCGCUGCCCACGCUCGCCGUCGACCCCGUCAUGCGCAAGAGCCUCAUCUGGCACGCCAAGUGCGUCGUCGGCAUCAGUCUGUCCAACUCGGACCACGGCUGUCUCAACAACGCGCUGCAACCGCUCUGGGUCGCGGGCAAGCUCAUGAGCAGCAAGGAGGAGCAGCACAUCAUCGUUCAGCUGCUGCGCGACAUCGAAAACACCACCGGCUGGUCCACCAGCUGGCGCAUCCGCGACCUACAGGAACACUGGAGUUAUUAG